UCGCCAACCUCCUCUUCCCUCCUCUUUUCCCAUAAAACCAAACCUCUCUCUCUCUCUCUCUCUCUACCCGACGGCUCCAAGCACCGCCAUGGAACAUUCCUCCCUCCCAUCUACAUGCCUUCUCAUUCCCAUCCUCUUCAUCUUUUUCUGUUUCCCUCCCUCCCUUCUCUCCGAUCCUCGAAUCUCCCUCGCCGGCCUCUUCUGCGGCAACUCCAAAGCUCCUCUCUCUUCCCAUUACAUCCCCAUCUUCGUCCAGGAAAUGCACUCUCUCUCCCAGACCAUCACCACUCAGAACUGGGCUUCUCACUCCCUCAAUCUCUCUUCCCUCCCCAUCUUCGGUUUCGCUCAGUGCUUCCACGACCUUUCCCACACCGAUUGCCUCCUCUGCUACGCCGCCAGUCGCACCAAGCUCCCUCGCUGCCUCCCGUCACUCUCCGCGCGCAUCUACCUCGACGGCUGCUUCCUUCGCUACGAUAACUACAGUUUCUACUCGGAAGCCAUUGAUCCUGUCAGGGACACCGUGAACUGUAGCGCCGAGUAUGGUGUGGUGGAGGAUGAAGGCGAUGAGAGGUGGAAAUUCGACAAGAGUCUCGGCGAGGUGUUUGAUAAUGUGGUGAGGGUUGCUGUAGGAGAGGGAUUCGGCUUCGGUGUGGGAGAGGUUGGGGGAGUUUAUGCUCUGGCUCAGUGUUGGAAGACGUUGGAGAGUGAUGCGUGUGAGAAUUGCUUGAGGAAAGCGGUGAGAGAGGUGAGAGGUUGCUUGCCUAAGAGGGAAGGAAGGGCUUUGAAUGCUGGAUGCUAUUUGAGAUACUCAUCUUUCAAGUUCUACAACGAAGGAGGUGAAGAACAGGGUCAAAAGGGGUCAUUCAGGAGGGGAGCCGUUAUAGCAAUUGUGUUAUCUGUGGCUGCGGUUGUGUUGCUGUUUCUCUCUGCCUUUUAUGUAAUCUUCUCAAGAAUAUCAAAGAUGAAUAAAGAAAACAGUCGGCUUGGCCAGAUUUCGAUUUCCAUAAACAAGUCACGUUUGAACUUCAAAUACGAGACUCUGGAGAAGGCCACCGAUUAUUUCAACUCUUCAAGAAAAAUUGGCCAGGGAGGGGCUGGUUCUGUGUUCAAAGGGACUCUGUCAAAUGGGAAAGUCGUGGCUGUCAAGAGAUUAGUGUUCAAUAACAGGCAAUGGGUUGACGAGUUCUUUAACGAAGUGAAUUUGAUCAGCGGAAUUGAGCACAAGAACCUUGUCAAACUCUUGGGUUGUAGCAUUGAAGGCCCCGAGAGCCUCCUUGUGUACGAGUACCUACCCAACAAGAGCUUGGAUCAAUUCAUUUUUGAAAAGAACAAAAGUCAGGUUCUGAAUUGGAGGCAGCGUUUUGGUAUAAUAAUUGGAAUAGCAGAGGGGCUUGCAUAUCUUCACGCAGGAUCUAAAAUAAGAAUAAUCCAUAGAGACAUCAAAAGUAGCAACAUUCUUCUGGACGAGAAUCUCACUCCUAAAAUUGCCGACUUUGGCCUCGCCCGCUGUUUUGCUGCCGACAAGACGCAUCUUAGCACUGGAAUUGCCGGAACACUAGGAUACAUGGCACCUGAAUAUCUUACUCGAGGCCAACUAACAGAUAAAGCUGAUGUCUAUAGCUUUGGAGUGCUUGUUCUGGAAAUUUUAUGUGGCAGAAGGAACAAUGUCUUCAGAGAAGACUCUGGCUCCCUUCUACAAACAAUCUGGAAACUGUAUCGAUCAAACCGAUUACAUGAAGCUGUGGAUCCAUGCUUAGGGGAUGAUUCUGCAGGAGCAGAAUUAUCAAGGGUGCUUCAAAUAGGGCUGCUAUGCACGCAAGCUUCUGCUUCCCUGAGGCCAUCCAUGGAAGAAGUUGUAGAGCUGCUAAGCAAUUCAAACGUGGAUGUUUCUGUACCGAGUCAACCCCCAUUUUUGAGCGCUGGGACUGGUUUGCUAAACUCGGAGAGCUCUAUUAGGUCUUACAGCACAAACAGUUUUGUUUCCAAUGCAUUGAAGAAGAUUGUAACGUCCGAAGUAUCAUCCUCGGAGACCUUCAGCACUCGCAGUUCAGAACAGGUGAACCAAGCUUGAUUCUUUAACACGGUGCAGGUCCAGAGGUCUUGGGAGGUAGUAGAGCAUUAAUUGGGGACGAGAGUGAUUUGUUUUCCCGUAAACAAAAAGUCAUGAUAAAAACUAAUAAAAAAGAAAAGAUAAGAUCCUCGCUUGCCAGUGAGUUAAUGUGUUUUUUUUUUUUUUUUGACAAAAACGAUUCACUAAUUGUCAACAGUUAGAGCCACACUGUAAAUUGUCCAUUUUAUUAUUGGUAUGUUGUAAUUUUUUAUUAUUUAUUUCAUGCCCAUAAAAUAAUUUUUUGCACUGUGAUGUUACAACCAAUUGUUAUAUUGAUGGAAUGCUUGAACAUCA
Molecule: messenger RNA, 2404 nt
Organism: Prosopis cineraria
Lineage: Eukaryota; Viridiplantae; Streptophyta; Magnoliopsida; Fabales; Fabaceae
Product: cysteine-rich receptor-like protein kinase 42
Exons: 6
Coding region: 89-2071 (660 amino acids)
Biological process (GO): protein phosphorylation
Molecular function (GO): ATP binding; protein kinase activity
Source: RefSeq, a predicted model, not a curated record